AUGGAAUAAGGAGUUUUUUUGUGGAAGAUGUAAUUGUUUGUCAUUUUAGGAAAUUAAAUAUACUACUCGCCUAGCUCCUAAUUAAGAUAUAUUAGUAGGUUUUCUUAACUAGAUUUUCAUCUGUAAUAGUAGAUUAUCAAUAUGGUUAAUAAAUAAUUAGUACUAAUUGUUUAAAUUAAUAUUUUGAUAAUUAUUGAAAUUAUGAUUUGUCCUAUAAAUAAAUAACUAAAUAAAUAAGUAUAAAGAAAUAUUAAUUAAAAUCAUCAUCAACUUAUUAUUAUUAAAUAUUCAAGUACAAUUAUCUAUCAAUAGUUAUAUAAGAGAUUUGAAAUAUAUUACACUUUGUAUGAUAAUAUUUAGUUAUAAGAAUGAAGGUUAUUUAGAAUAAUUUGAUGAUAUAAGACCAAUUUGCUAAGAAGGUUGGAUUCUAGAUGAAUUUCUAGAAAAUUGUAAUCUAUUUUGUGGCGAUGGAAUUAUUCAAGAAUAAUGCAAUGAUUCUAAUUUGAGAUUUAGUUAUCUUGUUAUUUAUGCGAAUAUUCAACAUGGAUAUGAUAAAUGUGAAUUAAAUUGUGAUUUAAGAUUUUAAUUUUGAAUAGGUUAGAAAUUUCGGCUCUUUAAUUUUGGAUGGGAACUAAAAGAUAAUAAAUGUUAUUCUUUUUCGGAGAUGGAUUAAUUGAUUUGCAUUCAAUUGAAUAAUGUGAUAGUUCAUAUAUAUUUAAUAAUGAAACCACUAAAUGUGAAAAGAUUAAAUCAUUAGACUAUGAAAAUAAUGAUAUUAAUAACACUACAGAUGAUUUUGAUAUUACAUUUCAUUAUGUAUGCAGCAAUAAUUUCAUCUUAAAAAGAAGCGUUAAUUAAUGUGAAAAUAGUUUGCUCAAUUCAAAAAAUGAAUAAUUUGAUGAGGGAAACUUCAAUGAAGAAGAUGGAUGUUCUGAUUAUUAUAUUGAAGAAGAUUUCUAUUAAUGUCAAAAUGAUGAAAACAGCAUGCAUUUGUUCUUAUAUUCAAUCUCCUGA
Messenger RNA from Paramecium pentaurelia, 1014 nucleotides. NCBI's taxonomy places the organism in Eukaryota, Ciliophora, Oligohymenophorea, Peniculida, Parameciidae. The record is from the annotation of a GenBank genome assembly.